Molecule: messenger RNA, 180 nt
Organism: Brugia malayi
Lineage: Eukaryota; Metazoa; Nematoda; Chromadorea; Rhabditida; Onchocercidae
Exons: 2
Coding region: 1-180 (59 amino acids)
Source: RefSeq, a predicted model, not a curated record
AUGCCAACUUGUAUGAGUUUCAAUGAAUCGUUGAUCGAGGAGACAAGAUUGUACUAUGCUAAGACAUUUUCAUUACGUCGCUCUAAGAAGGAAUCUGCUAUCAAACAUAGUGAAUUCUGUGCGCAGUUGGAAAAGUGCGCUUUAAAUGACAAAUUGGAAGGCAAUAGCAGCAGGAAGUAA